Messenger RNA from Hordeum vulgare subsp. vulgare (domesticated barley), 849 nucleotides. RefSeq lists its product as uncharacterized. The transcript is spliced from 5 exons. The record is from RefSeq and is a predicted model, not a curated record. The coding region runs from base 86 to 559 and encodes 157 amino acids. Lineage: Eukaryota; Viridiplantae; Streptophyta; Magnoliopsida; Poales; Poaceae.
CCGUCUCCAUCACAGAUUCCGAGAGCUCCCAAGGUCGCGCCGCGGCUCCCCUCUCCCCCACCGCAUCCCGCCGCCGCCGGUCGACAUGGGGUUCGUGUCCUUCGCCGGGAGGGUCCUCUUCGCCUCCGUCUUCCUCCUCUCCGCCUACCAGGAGUUCACUGAAUUUGGAAGCGAUGGCGGGCCCGCUGCAAAGAAUCUUCAGCCUAAGUUUAAAAGUUUCACCAAAAAUAUCUCUGUACACCUAGGAGUUGUGGUGCCUCAUGUAGAGUUGAAGCAUGUGAUUGCUGCUACCAUUGGUCUGAAGGGUCUGGGAGGUCUCCUGUUUAUCCUCAGCAGUUCAUUUGGCGCUUAUCUCCUGGCCCUUUACCUUGCUUUCAUCACCCCUGUCAUGUACGACUUCUAUAAUUACGACAUGGAGAAGGCUGAAUUUGUGCAGAUCUUCAUGAAGUUCACACAGAACCUGGCGCUGUUCGGAGCCCUUCUCUUCUUCCUGGGCAUGAAGAACUCGGUCCCCAAGAGGCAGGCCAAGAAGAAGGCUCCCAAGUCCAAGACAACUUAGAGCAUCUCUCUAAGCCAAGAUAGUUGUGGCCGUAGGUGCUUUACGGAGAAGGCGGUCUUAUUUAACAAAGCUACCGUACCUGGUUCUCUUAUAUGUGUAUCGGAUCCGUUUUUGAAGGGGUGCAGGCCUUACGAGGUGUGGGUGGCGGUUUAGGGGACUAGAUUGUGUAUCAUUAUUAUGUGCUACUUCCGAUUUGAUUGUUGUAGGCUGCCAAGGGCUAAAGAUUGUUAUCCCAUUUGUUUAUUUUGCAACCAAUAUUGCUACUGAUGGAAAGGAAAUUACCAAGGUCA